CGUGGGCAGAGAGAGGCAGAAACGAGUUGCGCCGCCACUGAGGGGUAACAGAGGGUAAGGGAUCUCUAGUCGCAUGGGUGUCGCGCGAGUGCGAGCAGUCUGAAGCAAUUCAAGCCAAGCAACGCCACGGUGCGCGUCAUCUUUGAUUAUUCCAACGGCCGAGGAGGGAGGUUAUGUUCGGUAUAAUGAGUCCACGUUGGGAAGUGUUGGGAUAUUUCUUGUGGUUUCUUGAAUGAAAGGACAAUUCAUGUGGUAAUUAUUCGGAGUAAUGAUGAACGUUAUGCGGUCCUUUCGCGAGACUUUGUUCAGUGCCAGGAAUGUUCUUAUUCUAACUGGCAGUGGAGUCUCCGCGGAAUCCGGCGUGCCGACGUUUCGCGGUGCUGAGGGGUUAUGGCGCACUUACCGCGCGGAGAGUUUGGCCACCCCCGAAGCCUUCGCCGCGAAUCCAUCCUUGGUAUGGCAAUUUUACGAGUAUCGCCGAGAUUUGGUUAGCAAGGUUAAGCCCAACAAGGCUCACGAAGCCCUCGCUGCUUUUGAGGAUCGCUUUCUAAGGGAAGGGAAAAAAAUUACGGUAUUGACUCAAAAUGUAGACGGGCUGCAUCAAAAAGCGGGCAGCAAAAAUGUUUUGGAACUGCAUGGCAACUUGUACAAAACACGUUGUACCAAGUGCAAAGAGGUUCUAGUUAAUGAAACCGUGCCAAUUUGUCCUGCUUUGGCUCUUUCAGGGGACUGCAAUUUUAAAGAGAAACCACCCAGCAUCCCAAAAGAGGAUUUGCCAAAAUGUGAACAUGAGGGAUGUCGAGGGUUGUUAAGGCCACACAUAGUAUGGUUCGGAGAAAAUCUCGAUCAAAGUAUACUCGAUCAAGCCCAAGAAGCCAUAGAUUCUUGCGAUGCCUGUUUAAUCGUGGGAACUUCAUCAAUUGUCUAUCCAGCUGCAAUGUUUGCACCACAAGUUGCCACUCGUGGUAUACCAGUUGCAGAGUUCAACUUAGAAACCACUCCAGCGACGAGGCAGUUCCAAUAUCAUUUCCAAGGGCCUUGUACAAUUACAGUACCGGAAGCUUUAGCACCAUAACAAUUACAAGAGAUAAAAACAAAAAAGUUUGUUUGUAAGAGUAUUAGAGUAACGACUUUGAUGCCAAGCGUACUAGAUGAAUAAUCAUUGUAGCGAGAUCUUUCACUGGAUAAAUAAAGGGAUUACCUUCAACUAUACACACUUCCGUGCAGAUUCCGAUGCGUUGCAAAUACUGAAGCCAAAGCUUUUGUUUAGUCGACAAUGAAUCACCGGGAC
Molecule: messenger RNA, 1291 nt
Organism: Orussus abietinus
Lineage: Eukaryota; Metazoa; Arthropoda; Insecta; Hymenoptera; Orussidae
Product: NAD-dependent protein deacylase sirtuin-5, mitochondrial
Exons: 6
Coding region: 269-1075 (268 amino acids)
Molecular function (GO): protein-succinyllysine desuccinylase activity; NAD+ binding; protein-malonyllysine demalonylase activity
Source: RefSeq, a predicted model, not a curated record